This is a messenger RNA of Musa acuminata AAA Group (dessert banana), 2461 nucleotides long. Its product is annotated as probable leucine-rich repeat receptor-like protein kinase At1g68400. Lineage: Eukaryota; Viridiplantae; Streptophyta; Magnoliopsida; Zingiberales; Musaceae. Gene Ontology annotation, biological process: protein phosphorylation. Gene Ontology annotation, molecular function: ATP binding; protein kinase activity; protein binding. The record is from RefSeq and is a predicted model, not a curated record. Bases 186 to 2237 code for a protein of 683 amino acids. The transcript is spliced from 2 exons.
CCUUAUUCAAUCGAAGAAAGGAAAGAAAAGAAAGCAAAGGAAAAAAAAAAGCUGAAGGAGACACUCCAAACCCUCAGCACAAAAAGAAGCAUUGCUUGUGCUGGUACCAAAACCUCCCUUUGUCUUCUCUCCCAGCUCUUGGUGUCUGUGUCUCUCCUUCCCCAUCCUCAUCUAAGAAGUAGGAAAUGGGGGGUAAUAAGAUGUUUUCUUCCCCACAUUCAGCUCAAGCUACUCUGAUGCUGCUGCUCUUCCUUGUGCUCGUCAACUUCUCUUCUAUGGCGGUGUCUUCUUCUUCUUUGGGCACUUUGGAAGGGGACUUGAGUGCUUUGCAGGAGUUCAAGGCCGCUUGUGACUCGGGCGGGAGACUGGCGAGUUGGAACCGGUCUGACCCGUCGCCGUGCGCGUCCUGGCACGGCGUCACCUGUGCUGGGGGUCGUGUCACCCGGUUGGUCCUCGAAGGCCUCGAAUUGGCAGGCCCGGCCUGCCUCCCGGCUGUGAUGCGGCUCGACCAGCUCCGGGUUCUCAGCCUCAAGUCGAACCGCCUCUCCGGGCCGAUCCCCGACCUCUCUCCGUUCUCCACGUUGAAGCUCCUCUUCCUCGCCCACAACGAACUCUCCGGCCCGAUACCGCCGUCCGUCGCCUCGCUCUCCCGCCUCUACCGUCUCGACUUCGGCUCGAACAACCUCACUGGCCCGGUACCAGCUUCGCUGAACCGUCUGUCCCGCCUGCUCACGCUCCGGCUCGAUUCAAACCGGCUGUCCGGCGCAAUCUCCGGACUCGUCCUCCCUCGCCUCCAAGACCUCAACCUGUCGUCGAACCUACUCUCCGGCGCUGUGCCGCCCUCGCUCGCCGCCUUCCCGGCAGCCGCAUUCACCGGGAACCCGGCCCUUUGCGGCGGGCCUCUCCCCACCUGCCGCGACGUCGUCAGCGACCCCAGCCGCCCCUCGGCCAGUGCAGCAGCCCCCGUUUCUCCAGCCGCCGUGGUAGUGGCCUCUUCCCCGUCUGCCAGGCCCGAGAUUGCCCCUCCCCACCAUGCUGCCGCUGGUGACGGCCGCGGGGGAAUGAACAGGGUGGCGGUGGUGGCCAUCGUCGUCGGCGACUUCGCCGUGCUCGUCCUCGUCUCCGGCCUCCUCUUCUGCUAUUUCUGGCGCAAGUUCGCCGGGAGGAGCCCGUCCCGCCUGCACGAGGGGGAAAAGAUAGUCUAUUCCUCCAGCCCCUACGCCGUACAGGGAAACGAGGCGGGCUCCGCUGCCGGAAGCGGAUUCGAAAGGGGCAAGAUGAUCUUCUUCGAAGAAACGAAGCGGUUCGAACUGGAGGACCUCCUCCGGGCCUCGGCAGAGAUGUUGGGAAAGGGUGGCUAUGGGACGGCUUACAGGGCCGUGCUCGACGACAGCACCGUCGUCGCUGUCAAGCGCCUCCGCGAAGUGCACGUCGCGGGCAAGCGCGAGUUCGAGAACCAGAUGGAAACCCUGGGGCGAUUGCGGCACCCCAAUCUCGUCCCCCUCAAAGCCUACUACUACGCCCGCGACGAGAAACUUCUCGUCUACGAUUACAUGCCCAACGGCAGCCUCUUCUUCCUCCUCCACGGGAAUCGAGGACCCGGGAGGACGCCGCUAGAUUGGACGACGAGGAUGCGAAUGGCAGUUGGUGCAGCGAGGGGCUUGGCGUUCAUCCACCAGGCGAGCCGUUCGCCGAAGCUGACGCACGGUAACAUCAAGUCCACCAACAUCCUCCUCGACAAGGAUGGCAACGCGCGGCUCGCCGACGCCGGGCUGGCCCUUCUGGGCCCCGGGGCCGCGGCCGUCGGUAGGGCCGGGGGCUACCGUGCACCCGAGGCGCCGAGCGACGGGCGGCGGCCGUGGGCGUCGCAGCGGGCGGACGUGUACGCGUUCGGGGUAGUGCUGCUAGAGCUGCUGACGGGAAAACCGGCUGCGGACGGCGGGGCGUCGGCGGUUGACCUCCCGCGGUGGGUGCAGUCGGUGGUGCGGGAGGAGUGGACGGCGGAGGUGUUCGACCUCGAGCUGAUGAGGUACAAGGGGAUCGAGGAGGAGAUAGUGACGAUGCUCCAGAUCGCAAUGAGCUGCACCGCUGUCGUACCGGACCAGCGGCCCACGAUGAGCAACGUGGUGAAGAUGAUCGAGAACAUCCACGGCGGCGGCGCAGGCGGAGACCUCUCGCCUUCUCACGACUCUUUCGACUCGGUUUCGGACUCGCCCUCUGGUUCUGACGUCGCGUAAUAGCCGUCGGAUCGAACCAUCGCUGCGGUCUCAUUUCCUUUGGGUUUCUGUACAUGUAAAAAAGAAGGCUUAGGUUCCAAGCUCUCUAACUAGCAUUGUUAUUGACAUUCCCUUUGACGCUGCGUAGAACUUGAUCAAAAUCCAUGUGAUUUCAUAGACGACGCAGUUAAACAACAUUGGAUGCUGAGGAAGCCGUGGGAAGACGGGGGAUCAUUUGGGAUUCA